Paecilomyces variotii is the source of this 627-nucleotide messenger RNA. RefSeq lists its product as hypothetical. The transcript is spliced from 4 exons. The record is from RefSeq and is a predicted model, not a curated record. The coding region runs from base 1 to 627 and encodes 208 amino acids. NCBI's taxonomy places the organism in Eukaryota, Fungi, Ascomycota, Eurotiomycetes, Eurotiales, Thermoascaceae.
AUGGACUUCGAUCUGGUCCCCGGUGGUUCGGGAAGGAACUAUACGGGAAUUCUUACCAAGACUAUUGUCUAUACUGGAUCACUCCUAGUGUUUCUUGCUGCUUUUGGCUUAACUAUCGCAUCAAUCAUCAUCCCAAAAUGGGUCAGUUAUCAUAGCGACAAGCCUAACUUCCACUACUCCUACGGACUCCAUCGCCGUUGCUCUUCCCUGACCGACACGUGCGAGCCAUUCCCACAAUAUGAGGAUUGCCAUGCGGAUGACAGAUAUUUCUGCUCGAUGUGGCGCUCCGUCGGUUUCUUUAUGUCCUUCGCGGUUGUCCUGGAGGGCAUGACGAUCGUCGCAUACCUCAUCAUCCUCGCGGGUGGAAAGCAAUUGCGCGAGUCUGGCUGGAGCGUCUUGAGUUUACUGAUAAUGUUGUCGGCCGCAGUUCAGGCUGCUAGCAUGGCCUUGGUGGCUUAUCUAUACGACAAUGAUGAACGAUUCUUCGUGGGCUGGAAGCUGGAUGAGUCGUGGAUCAUGUGCACAGUCAGUUGGUGCAUUUCGCUAUUCUGCGCUGCUGUUGUGAUUGCUGCGGCGCGCGUGCUCCCCUCCGAAGGUGGCUACGAGCUCAUUCCCGACCCCUCGUGA